ACAUUGGGGAUGAUACUGCAAAGAUAAUAAAAGUAAUAAAACCAUCUCAUUUUUAGCUGUCUGUGUCCCUUUUUCGACAUGAGACGUCAACGAGAGAGUAGUUGAUAGAUUUAGCAAAGAAGAAAGAGAUUCGAAUAUACUGAGUUUUAAAUUUGAUUGAAUCUUCAAUUUAUCACCAGUGAAUCACAUCGAUUUGAGAUCAGCAUUUUCAUUGGGAUCUUGCAUGCUUUGCUAUGGCAAAUUCCAAAGGGCCAUCUAACAUGAGACAUAUGAUGUACAAUGGAAAGAGCUCUUUACUGCCUCCUAAAAGUCCGUUUCCUAGCACAUGUCCCUCGUAUGUUGAUUAUCCCCCUAGUUCUGCAGUCACCCAAAAGGGCAUUUCGAAAUGCAGAGAUGGUUCACACCAUCAGCGUACUUCUUCUGAAAGCUGUCUUAUAGAGGAGCAACCAUCUUGGUUAGAUGAUCUUCUUAAUGAACCGGAAACUCCUGUACGCAGAGGUGGCCACCGGCGUUCAUCUAGUGACUCCUUUACAUAUUUUGAUGCUGCUAAUAUUGCAAACUUAGAUUACAUAGCGCAAGAUGAUAACAAAUUUCGAAAUAUAACUCCUGUCGCUUCUUGGGGAUCCCAAGACUUUGAUUAUUACAAAGAUGCUCGGCAUGCCACAUUUCAUGUUGAUCGAAACUCCUCUAACCAACAAAAGAGUAGGUCAAGGGAUGCAUCUCCAAAUGCCAAACCACAUCUCCGUGGUUUUCCACCUUCUAGGGAAAAUGUCAAGACUCAGAGCUUGGGAUCAUCAUUUCUUCCACAAGAAGGAGAGAGACCCAAAUCUGCAGGAAGUGACAAGCAGGGUUUACUUGAAUCUGUCACUCCUGAUCCAAAGGGAUCUGGUGAAAAAAAGGAUUCUUCUCACAGUAAGAGUUCUGCAUCAGAAAAUGACACGAAACGUGCAAAGCAACAAUUUGCUCAACGUUCACGAGUUAGGAAGCUUCAAUACAUAUCUGAACUGGAAAGAAAUGUUCAAGUUCUGCAGGCUGAAGGUUCUGAGGUAUCCGCUGAGCUUGAAUUCCUUAACCAGCAGAGUCUUAUUCUCAGCAUGGAGAAUAAAGCCCUAAAGCAGCGCUUAGAAAACUUAGCUCAAGAACAGAUGAUUAAGUAUUUGGAGCAUGAAGUACUCGAAAGAGAAAGAGGAAGACUACGAGCAUUAUAUCAGCAACAGCAACUGCCACAGUCACAGCAGCAACAGCAAUCAUCUUCCAGCCAUCGGCGCAGCACUAGUAGGGAUCUUGAUCAACAAUUUGCAAACAUCUCUUUGAAACAUAAAGACGGUUCAGGCCAACUUCACAUGUGACUCUGACUGUAGCUAGGACGUAAAUCACAUCUUCCUGACUCUCCCUCAGCUGAUUUUUCCUGGCGAGUGACAAAAACUACACUGGGUUUUUAUUGUGCAUGGUCAAGAAGAGCUCUUGUCGUCCUUGUGCUCUCUCUCAGAAGUUCUGCCUCCACGUUCUGCCAGUGAUUCUAAUUUCUAUCAUAGUAUGUAUCCCCUCAGCUUUGUUUGUUAAGCAUAGUGAUCUUUUUAUGUGCGCCUGGUGGUCAGUGCUAGGGAAUAGCGUUUGUGGCAGUUGACUCACCUGAGGUGGUUAAUUCCGGCAUGAUUUCUCCUUGUAUGUUGUAAAAUUUCCCAGCUAUUGGUUCCACCAUUUUUACGUUCUCAGGUACAUUGACUUGUAAGCAUUGAUAGUAGAGCUCCAUCAGCUCAUUAUUUCCUUUCUUCUUUAGGCUAUGAAAGCGUUCUAUUUCUGCAA
Molecule: messenger RNA, 1806 nt
Organism: Nicotiana tabacum (common tobacco)
Lineage: Eukaryota; Viridiplantae; Streptophyta; Magnoliopsida; Solanales; Solanaceae
Biological process (GO): regulation of DNA-templated transcription
Molecular function (GO): DNA-binding transcription factor activity
Source: RefSeq, a predicted model, not a curated record